AUGUACAGCAUCAUAUGGAAUUGGGUCGAUCUAGAUGUAAAACGGAUCCAACCAUGGCUCGAACUCUCGCGCGAAAAUGGUGCGUUAGCUAAGGAGUCCCUAAGUCUGGAUUACCCAUACGACUUCAUUGCUCUGGUCCCCUUCAAGGCAACCAAGAGAAGACACUGGACAGUGUCUGUUUCUGGUACUGUAUUAUUGCUGAUUUUCUGGGCCUUAACUCCCCUUCAAGGUGCCAUCUUCGGUACAGGCCCGGUACAGCUUCGCCAGCCAUCUUCCUUUUCUAUAUCGGCAGAGACGAUUCCGAUCCAGGCACAGUCGGCGGCGUUAGACACUUCUAUUCUUCAUCGCAUGUACGCGGUGAAGUACCUUUCUCAACCAUAUCCGGAAUUUACCACGCCUGAAUACGCCUUACUGCCAUUCAAGAUGGAGACCAACGGCUUCCCAGAUGAAGCCAACUGGACAGCCACAACUACAAAAUUUUGGACGGAUCUUAAGUGCUGGCCGGCGGAGAUUGUCCAAGAUAAGAGGCCGGCUUAUGAGGCGUACUAUGACUUCCUCAACGGUCAAGGCUGCAAUGCUAGUAGCAUUGAGACCAUUGACAUUGCACCUCAAACACGCUACCGAAUGCAGUAUCUUGGUUGGCAUAACAGUGCCUAUUCAAGCCAGUUCCUCGUGCGUUCCACGACAUGCCCUGCACAGUACGCCCAUCAGUUUCUUGCCACCAUGGCUGUUGGGCCAGUUGACAGCCCCCGGGUAACGGCGAUCUUCUGCGAACCAAGCUAUUGGAAGCAGCGAGUUCAGGUAACAGUUCCCACGGAUACCUUCCAUCCAAAUGAUGCCUCGAUAGAGGAACUCGCACCUCCCGAGGAGCUCCCACCCACUGAGUUCAACAAUACUGGAUUUGAAUAUCUGCUCGGAAGUAGUGUUUCCGAAGUCCAGGAUGCUGCUCGCGACUAUUCUCACAAUAUCAUCCUCGACCAGUUCGACCAGCUGAACGACACGAGAUGGGACUGGCCACUAUCUCCCUUGGUUGGGUUUGUCGUUGGAAAGCAUGAAAGGCCCAUUGAGGACUACUUCGAUGCCGAAGUGAUGGAAGACCGCUUCCGAGCCAUUCACAAAUCCGUCUUUGCGCUGGCUUUCAACUCCCUGCUUUCGGAUGUCCCUCAGGCAGACCAGGCCGUGGCCUCCGCGCAACCGUCGGAAGGGACUGUGGAGUUUGUUGUUUACGGAAUUCUUGUCAGCAGAACUAUCUCCGCCAUAGUAGAGGCACUGUUGGUGAUAGUUGGUCUCAAAACGAUUCUGCUUCAUUUCCUCGCCCUGCGACUGAAGAGCAACCUCUCCGCAGACCCGAGCACACUUGGCGAUCUCGUAACCAUUCUCAGAAACAGCCCACAGCUACUCGAUGUGAUUUCACCAAAAUACGGAACGUUUGAUAAGACGAAGAGCGAGUUCGAAUCUGGAGGUGUUAGUGAUCCAAGGCUCCGUCUUAAGUGCGGCUGCUCUCGUUCGGAUGGCACCAUGAUGAUAGGAGUAACCGACACGCGCAAGCCUUUUGACAUACCAGUCGAACGAAGGGCCAAGUCGGGAGAUGGAAAUGAUGAGUAUUACGAGCCUGUGAGACCCCUCAUUCUCCGUAGGGUGUCGGGAAUUAUUUUCGUUCUUCUGCUGGCAAUCACAUUGGGGGUUCUGACGUUCCUCAAGAACCAAGAGAAGCGACUAGGGGGUUUGCCCCGCCCAACGGACCGUUUUGAGGUACUUCAGCUUUUGGAGAACUACAUACCCACAGCAAUUGCGACACUCAUAGAGCCGUUUUGGGUCUUAGCUACCCGACUGCUCUGCAUUUUCCAACCGUUUAAUGACUUGCGACCACAAAAGAAAGCAUCCCAAGCGAAAAAGGCCAUGAAUCUGGACUAUACGUCUCUACCUCCGCAGCUCUCUAUCUGGCGAGCGUUAAGAGCCGGACACGUCCUCAUUUCCGUAGUUUGUCUCGUUGCUCUUCUCGCAAAUGUUCUGGCGGUCGGCUUAGGUGGUCUCUUCAACGAAAAACCCGUUCCAGUCACCCAUCCCAUAGAUCUCGUGCAUCUACGCUCAGAGAGAUUCCAGCUGGACAAGAUGGGCAGCAGUACCAACAACGACGCCAGGCAGGAUGAUAACAUGUUUUCCGUUAAGUCAAACUUCACAUUGGGAACGCAGAUGCCUCCCUGGGCUACGGCAGAGUACUACUUCCAGCCAUUCGCGGCGAUUUCGCCUAACCCACACAACUCGACAGAGAUGUUUAGAGGUCGAACGAGGGGUUACGGGCUCGACAUAACCUGCAGCGAGGCACAGACAACGAAGCCGGUAAACGACACUCUCCCAAAAGAGAUCAUAGUCGACGUGCGAUCUUUUAAUGAGGAACAUGGAAUCACCGAUCCAGCUUGCCCCGGCCUGUCCCAGCUGGGCAGAGGGGAGAUGUCGAAUAAGACCUCGAGUACCGAAGGAGCUUGGGGCUCUUGCACCAAAUUAGGGGCAAUGAUACUAUAUUGGGGCAGAAUGACUUACACUCCCGAGCGAACUGUGGACUAUAGAGCAUAUGCAUGCCAAUCGAAAUUCAAGACAGCCCUCUUCGACGUAACUAUAGACUCCGAUGGACACAUCCUGUCUUACGAAAGGGCCAGCGACUUCACCGACAAUCUCGGUUACGAUAGGUCUUGGAAUGACACGAUUCGGCUCGUGGAGAUGGUCACCGGGCACAUGACAACCAACGCUGUGAGUUGGCACCCCAACUCCAUGUCCCUCUCCUGGUUCAUCGACGUCCUCAAAGCCUCCCUCGGGGAGAAAAUCCUCGACCCCAACGAAUCAAUUCCGGAUCCAUCCGUCAUGCUCCCGGCAACAAUGGAUAUUUGGCGCCGCGCAUUCGCAUAUCUCCUCGCGUCGGACGCCGUGCCAUAUCAGCCGCUCGAAGAAAAUCAGCCCGCCUUCGGUGGCACGAGAUUCUCGACCGAGACUCGAAUCUUCAUGGAAACUUCCGCCUUCAUUAUUAGCGUUAGUAUUCUGGCGCUGUACGUCGUUGUGGCUACGUUCAUGUACGGUUUCUCGAUGGAUUUCUUCCUCCCGCGCAUGCCGACGACGAUAGCUUCUAUCCUUGAGUUUAUGGCACCGAGCAGGGCGCUACGCGACGAUAGCCCCAUUUCUGAGACGAGGUUCGCCUUUGGGAGGUAUAUUGGCCGGGAUGGCCGGCGGCACGUUGGUAUCGAGUAUGCCGAACUUGUGGUGCCGAUAGAUACGGUUGCCUUGAAAAGGGGCAGCAAAAGCCGAGCUCAUAGAAUAUUGUUCGGCAGGUGUAAGCGUUCUGAUACAUUGAUCGGAGAUGACCCCAGGUCGAAGGCUUGA
This is a messenger RNA of Scedosporium apiospermum, 3372 nucleotides long. RefSeq lists its product as uncharacterized. The transcript is spliced from 3 exons. NCBI's taxonomy places the organism in Eukaryota, Fungi, Ascomycota, Sordariomycetes, Microascales, Microascaceae. The record is from RefSeq and is a predicted model, not a curated record. Bases 1 to 3372 code for a protein of 1123 amino acids.